AUGGAUGAAAUUAAACUAAGUGAUGAUGUAAUUGAACAAAUAAAAGAUUUUGAUCGUUAUCGCCUGACUGAAGAACAAGAAUCGUUAAUUGAUAAACUAAUAACAGACAAAAAAUUAAAAAACCAUUAUAAAAAAUAUGGUUUAUGUAGAAUUUGUAAAUCUAGUUUGUAUUAUUGUCAGUCAUGUAAUUCAUCAUAUUUUAAACAAAAUUUCAAAAAUUGGACAAGUGGAAAUCAUAACGUUGAUGAAUUUAUUCAAAAAGCACAAUUAAAUGCUAAAAAUGCAAUCCAAAUCUUAGAAUGGAUUGAAUAUGAUAAAUUUGAAGAUGUUGAAUAUUUAGCAAAAGGGGGGUUUGGAACUGUUUUUAAAGCAGUUUGGAAAGAUGGUCCUUGGGAAACGAGUUAUAGUUAUCAAGUGAAAAGAAAAGGCGAAACAAAAGUUGCUUUAAAGUGUUCGCACAACUUACAAAGCAUUACAACAGAAUUCUUAAAAGAAGUCGAAUCAAAUAUUUUAGCAUGUAAAUUUUCAAGUGGACAUAUAGUUCGUUAUUUUGGUAUUACCAAAGAUCCAAAAACAAAUAAUUUUAUAAUGGUGAUGGAGCUAAAAAAUGGCAGUUUAAGACAACAUUUAAAUAACGACUUCAUUUCACUGAAUUGGUACCAAAAGUUGAUGAUUUUACUAGGUAUUGCAUAUGGUCUUAAUGAUAUUCAUAAUAAAGGACUAAUUCAUAAUGAUUUUCAUUGUGGGAAUAUAUUAAGCAAUUUUGAUCGAUGUGCUUUUAUUACUGAUUUGGGAUUAUGUCAACCAGCAGACGUCAAAUCCUCUCAAUAUAGUAAUAAAAAAAUUUGUGGAGUAUUACCUUAUGUAGCUCCUGAGGUUUUAAGAGGGAAAAAAUAUACUCAAGCAAGUGAUAUUUAUGGAUUCGGAAUUAUUAUAUAUGAAAUCUGUACAGGAUUGCCUCCUUAUCAUGAUAUAGCUCAUGAUGAAUUCUUAGCUAUAAAAAUUUGUAAUGGGUUGAGGCCAAAGUCUAAUUAUAAAAUUCCUCAACUAAUUUUUAACAUUAUUAAUCAAUGUUGGGAUGCAGACCCAUUAAAACGACCUAAAGCAGAUGAAUUAAGAAAUUUAUUUGCUAGAUUGUGGUCUUAUUGCGAUAAAUCUGAUUCUUUAAUCAGUGAGCAAGCUAAAGAAGCAAAUAAAAUUAACAAAAAGUCAUCAUCAAAAGUUCAAUUACCAUUAUCAUCUACUGGUGCUCUUCAAUAUAUGACACAUCCUCAAGCAGUUUAUACAAGUAGAAUUCUAGAUUUUAAAAAUCUUCCGGAACCAAAAAAUGCUGAUAAUAAUGAUGAUUUACUUGAAAUGGAAUAUUCAGAUUCCCUAAGGGUGGAUUUUACCAAAUAUGAUAUUAAUUCUAAAGAUGAAAGUAAUUAA
This is a messenger RNA of Rhizophagus irregularis DAOM 181602=DAOM 197198, 1428 nucleotides long. NCBI's taxonomy places the organism in Eukaryota, Fungi, Glomeromycota, Glomeromycetes, Glomerales, Glomeraceae. The record is from RefSeq and is a predicted model, not a curated record.